Molecule: messenger RNA, 615 nt
Organism: Amaranthus tricolor (Joseph's coat)
Lineage: Eukaryota; Viridiplantae; Streptophyta; Magnoliopsida; Caryophyllales; Amaranthaceae
Exons: 6
Coding region: 1-615 (204 amino acids)
Source: RefSeq, a predicted model, not a curated record
AUGGCACCAUUCGAAGCUUUGUAUGGGCGCAAGUGUAGAACUCCUUUGUGUUGGGAAUACUUAGACACCAAUAUUCCUACAGGACCAAGUUUGAUUCAAGAAUCAGUGGAUCUGGGAGAUUGUAACGAUUGGGAUAUGAAUGUUGUCAUUGAUAGAAUAUGGAUGAUGUGGAAUCCUCGUAAUUAUGGAGAAGAGAGACGAUAUCAUCGAAGAACCCUUCUAGUUAGCUGGAUUUGUUACCUUGAAGCGACAUUAUCGUGUGAUUUAAGUUUCUUGAGAAAUAAAUUCCGUGAUGACCCUGUUUACUCAGUCAACGGUAAGUCGGAGUUGUUACAAUUGCCGCCAGAGUUGGAUGGGGUACAUAAUGUCUUUCAUAUGUCUCAACUGCGUAAGUAUAUGUAUGAUCCUUCGCACAUCCUAAGCUACGAACCACUGCAAGUUGAUGAAACUCUGAGUUAUGAGGAAAAACCGUUAAAGAUUAUUGAUCAGCAGGUUAAAGAGUUGAGGAAUAAGUCAAUUCCCUUAGUGAAAGUACUGUGGACUCACCACGGGGAAGAGGAAGCGACUUGGGAAAAAGAAUCUGACAUGAGAAGUCGAUAUCCGCAUUUGUUUUAA